Spirodela intermedia is the source of this 5104-nucleotide messenger RNA. NCBI's taxonomy places the organism in Eukaryota, Viridiplantae, Streptophyta, Magnoliopsida, Alismatales, Araceae. The record is from the annotation of a GenBank genome assembly.
AUGGCGGACAUUUACUCUGGACCUCUUGAUCGGUACCCGAUAUCUGGUAAGCAGAAAAAUGAAUCACAGCAACGGCGUUAAUAAAUACGAGACCGAUUUUUUUAGUGUCUUCCAUUUAUUUCGAAUAAAUAUCGAUCAUGAUUUCCUUUCAUUAUUAUUCUAGAGUUCCAACACCACUUUAAUAAAAAUAAAUGUGAAUUAUCCUUUUAUCCAGGUUUUGAUAAAUCUUCUUUCCACGGUGAAAGGCGAGACAGAAGAUCUGAUUUUGAGAGCUCUGAGGAUGAAAGGAAAACAAGGAUGUCAUCUCUGAAGAAGAAAGCCAUCAAUGCCUCUGCAAGAUUCGGGCAUUCUCUGACAAGAAGGGCUAGGAGACACAGUCAGGUCAUUUCUGUCUCUAUUGAGGAUGUUUGCAAUGCUGAUGAGCUCAAGGCUGUAGAUGCAUUCCGCCAGACACUUAUCUUGGAAGAGUUACUGCCAUCAAAACACGAUGACUAUCACAUGAUGCUGAGGUUACUUAUUUUCUUAAUCUUCUUUGAGAAGCUUGUGUUAUCUCGUGUGUGUGUGUGUGUAUUUGCUUAUAUAUAUACAAUGAGAUGAAUUAAAUUAUUUGUUCCUUAUGAAUAUGUAUAAAUGAAUAUUAAAAACUAGUAAUUAUCAAUCAAUGUUGCAUAAAAAAUGGGCAAGUUUUACACCCAAGUUUUUACUCCUAUUCGACGGUUACACUUCCAUUUUUUAUUAUGAUGCAGAUUUUUAAAAGCGAGGAAAUUUGAUAUUGAGAAGACCAAGCAGAUGUGGGCUGAUAUGCUUCAGUGGAGGAAGGAGUUUGGUACUGACACAAUAUUGGAGGUACAAUCCUCAAAUACACCUUAGUUUUCUUCUAGCCAAUGACGAUAUAUUGCAUUUCAUUUAAAUAUUUUAAUUGAUAGUGGAAUGCUAGGGACUAAAGAACGGCCUUUGUCUAUUUUUAACGAUUCCAUUGUCCUUUUGAUAUCAUUUCUGAUCAGCACGUUCACGUGUUCCAUCUCCUCCCAUCCAUUUUGGAUGCAAUCAGAAUGUGUAUUUUCAGGGUUACUAAUUUUUUGUUUUUAUUGGCACCUUGUUUCCUCUCUUACAUAUAUGAAUCUAUGUUAUAUCCUAGACUGAAAUUUUAUAAUUUUUAAAUUAUGUUACAAUGAAAUCAAUAUCCUCUUACAUUUUUAUGUAACAGGUGGAUUAAUUCUCUUUUUAAUCUUUUGUCACUUGCUUCCUCUUGUUUUUUAGCAUAUCACGGUAAUUCAUCCUGGAUAUAAAAAUUCGGAAUAUAAUUCUUCAACACUGGUACAUCCAAGUGGUUUUCAACUUACUAUGAUUCUUGCAAUGAAUAAGACAUGUCAAAAGGUCGCAAGGUUUAGAUACCAACUCUCCUGAAUCCGAACAAAGUUGGUCCAUGUUUCUCGUAAAUUUAGUAUCUGAGUCACUUUUUCACCUUUUUUUCUGUACAAAACAUUUAAUUUUAUACUUCAGUAUCUGUGAAGACCUAUCCUUGGCACCAUAUUUUACCUCAAAUUAAUUCUUAUUUCCAGCCAUAUUAAUAGCAAACAACCAGGACGAGGAGAUUAAAACCACCCAGAUGAAUGCCAAAUAUGUGUAGGAACCUCAGAUUUGUUAAUGUCGUAUCGUGUCUAAUUGACUUUUUUGCCUGUACUUCUGAAAGGAUUUCGAGUUUGAAGAAAUCAAUGAAGUUCUUGAAUACUACCCACAUGGGCAUCAUGGUGUUGACAAGGAAGGACGUCCUGUUUAUAUUGAAAGGCUUGGAAAAGUUGAUCCUACCAGGCUAAUGCAAGUAACAACCAUGGAUCGUUAUGUUAAGUAUCAUGUGAAGGAGUUUGAGAGGAACUUUGUGGUCAAGUUCCCAGCUUGUUCAAUUGCAGCAAAAAGGCAUAUUGACCAGAGCACAACCAUUCUUGAUGUCCAAGGGGUGGUACGUGAUCUUAACCUGUUUCACUAGAUCAACCGUUCAAAACCUCUUAUCUUCACAUCUUGGACAAGGGCAAUACUUUUUGCAUCACUUGCACCAUAUCUCCCGGUUGUGCAUAGGGAUUGGUUCCAUGGAAUUAAAAAUGGGAUCUCAGUCCGUUACUUUCCAUAUGAUUUUAUUUAUUUUAUAAAUUUUCAACAAUUUGUUUCGUUCCGUAGGGACUCAAAAAUUUCAACAAGGCUGCGAGAGACUUGAUUGCACGUCUCCAGAACGUUGAUGGCAAUAAUUAUCCAGAGGUAUAUCUAUGUUGAAGUUAUAAGCUUAAAACUUAUAGUGUAUGGCAAUCCUGCUACAUAAAAGCUUUAUUUGCACGACAGACAUUGUAUCGCAUGUUCAUCAUAAACGCCGGUCCCGGAUUCAGAAUGUUAUGGAGCACCGUAAAAUCCUUCCUUGAUCCAAAAACCACAGAGAAGAUCCAUGUAAGUUUUGCCUCUGUGUGUGUGUUUGUGUGUCUAUUGAGUACAGAGUUUGAUCAGAAAUCAACUCAAUAAGCUGACACUUCGUCCACCAGGUCCUCGGGAAUAAAUUCCAGAGCAAAUUGCUUGAAGUGAUUGACGCCAGGUAAGCAUUUAUUUCGAGAAAAUAGUAGAAAUUUCAAUGAUUAAUCUUAAAUUUGCUGGUUAUAUGAAGAGUCCAAUGAAUUAUGUCAAGAUCUGCGAUUAGGUCUCUGAAAGACGAUAUAUUUAGCAUAAGAUCACGAUUAGAUAUGCUUUUAUUUUCUGUAAUGGGUAUCUGACGUCACAUCCUUUCUCAAAAGUGAAUUGCCGGAGUUUCUUGGAGGGACCUGUACAUGUGCAGAGGCAGGAGGAUGUCUUAGGUCUGACAAAGGCCCAUGGAAGGAUCCCGAGAUACUUAAGGUUCUUUUUUUUAUUUUCCAGCUUCCCUUUCCUAUGUGCAGCACGAGCUUCUUCUGCUUGUUCACGUUGCUUCCAAAAAUGCCCAGAUGGUUCAGAAUGGUGAGGCAAAAUGUUGUCGGAGGAAAGUCAUGUCCUUUUCUGACAUGGAUGAGAAGACAAUUUGUGAAGACGAAAUAAUGUACUCUCAGGUGUCAUUCUUCUCAUAUUUUCAAUCAUUCUCGGUUUUUUUUUUUUUUUUUUUUUUUUUUUGCUCUGAAGUCGGUUAAUGCCGAGGGUUAACUUAUUAAAUCAUCUUUUAAUUUUUGGCCGAAGUGCCGUGACUCUUUCCAUGGGAAAACAACGUCGGAUGCUGAUGACAAAGUUCCCGGGGAAUUCAUGAAGCACCCUCAGAUGUCUCCUGUUCAUGAAGAGGUAUACAUCCCUCCUUCCCUAAGUCUUUCAUAUAAUGUGCCUUUUUGGAUUAUGGCCCGAAGUCUGGACGUGGGAAAUUCGAUGUCAGUCAAUUAAUUAGUCUUCACUGAUGGGCUCAAUAAUUUCGUAGAUUCAACCCAUGCGUCGAUAUUUUUUAUGAAUUAAUAGCAUCAUUCACUGUUCCUUCCCGGUGAAAAUUCUGGGCAUUUAAUGCGGUUUUUUAUAAAAAAUCUGUGGAUGGAUGAUAAAUUGCUGGUGGUAUUAUUUUUUUAUGAUUCCUUUCCAUCUUUUAUUUAAUAAAUUAUUACUAUGGAAAAAUUCUUCUGAUUCAGUGAAAUGGGUCACUAAUUUGAUUUUUCUUGUUCCGAUGAUCUUAUUAUCAGUCAGAACCAUUGAUUUCUCUCACGAACUCAUUCUGAUGACUUGCAGGCGCAAAUCUGCCGGGGAUCCCUCCCAACUUCUUAUGAUUAUGAUGAUUACAUCCCAAUGAUCGACAAGGUUGUGGAUGCCAGCUGGAAGAAAGAGCUGACCCAUGAAAAGUUUGCCACCUCCAAGAGUACGAUCUCUCGCCAUAUCUCAAUACCAGUCAAUAAAAAAUCACUCCUUUUUGUGAAAUUCUUUCACUUCCAUCGAAGAGGGUUUCCGGUCGUUCUUCCAAUCUAUGUGGAAUUACUGUUGAAAUAAUUCUUCAAGAGUUUGACUCUUGGCGGUCAACUGCAGGCGAUGCCUUUGCAAUGCUAGAUGCUUUCAAGGCGCCAGACGCGAUCAGCAACCACAUCCUCGCCGGAGUCAUGGCCUUUGUCAUGGGCGUCUUGACCGUUCUUCGGGUGACUCGCGGCAUCCCGCGGAAGAUCACUCACGCAGCCGUUGACUACGCUAACAUCUACUGCGCCGACAGCACGGUCAAAAGGCAAGCGAACCACCGCCAGCAGCCUGCAACUGCUGUUCUUCCUCCCGCCGAGUACACCGCCGUUCUCAAGCGCCUUGGAGAACUGGAAGAAAAGGUGAGCGCUUUCAGCGAGAAGCCCACCGAGAUGACCCUCGAGAAAGAGGAGAUGCUAAAUGCCGCCGUUUGCCGCAUCGGUACACUGGAAACAGAGCUGGAGGCAACGAAGAAGGUACUACCGACCACCCCCAGACUCCACAUAGAGCAGCAUUACACCUCUGGGCUCCGAUUCAUGGUCAAUCCUGAUUAGGUUAUUAUCUGAUCGGCAUGCAUAAAAUGCACCCCAUUUGUGGUAAUAGGAACUAUAUAUAGCUCGUCGGUGAGAAGAUAGCAUCUUGAGUGGUCACGAUCGCUCCUGGUUGACGAAGGGAAGAUUUCUUUGCAGGCUCUGCAGGAUGCUCUUGUGCGGCAGGAGGAGCUUCUGGCUGCUGUUGAUAAGAAGAAAAAGAAGAAGAGCAAGCUGGUACGCUAAGUGGAGGACGUGGGCAACUGCCACGUCUCCACUAAUUCCCCCCUGACUGCCUGUUUCUGCCGAAAGUUCCAUUUUCAUGAUCACGUUCAUAUAUUUGGUGAUUUUCAAAGAGAAGACCUUGUCAGUUGACCCCUGUCCAGUUUGACUCUUCGUAUUUAGACUUUGAUACGGUUUGACCCAGAGGUUGCAUCUUCUCUCUCUCUCUCUCUCUCUCUCUCUCUCUCUCUCUCAACAAUGCUUGGUCCAGAUCAUCCCGCUGACACUCAAAUAUUUACGACAGUACAUUUUAUCAGUUCACUGUGACCUUGAUGCUUCAUUUAAUUACUGGGCGAUGUUGGUCAUUUUAUAUGCUUAUUUCUCAUCUCAAAUUUUGUAUUUUGCAGAACCCAUUCCGCUGGUGA